GUCUCUGAAAUAUUACUUUUUUUGCUAUAUACUUGAACCCUAAUUACUAAUCGUCCUGCAUAAAAAUUUAAUUUGAAUAAUUUUUAUUUUUGUUUAGCUCAUCAAGAAUUUGCUGCACCCGGCAAAUUCAAGGAGAAAUUUUGUAAGGGUCGUCUUUGUGCCAAUUGCGGCAAAUGCCGUGAUUGGCACUAUACUGGCGAUGCCUCAAGUUGGCGAUGGCUCCGCACUGCCAACAACAAUGGCUGGCGAGACUAUGACGUCAAGCGUUGGAGCAAUGGUAAAUAUUGGGAAAAAUUUGAACGUCGUACUGAUGGU
Molecule: messenger RNA, 315 nt
Organism: Rotaria sp. Silwood2
Lineage: Eukaryota; Metazoa; Rotifera; Eurotatoria; Philodinida; Philodinidae
Source: the annotation of a GenBank genome assembly